AUGGCCUCGCCCCAGCCUCCUUCUGAUCCCCAACAGCGGACGAUCAGGACAAAGGAUGAGUUACCUGACGGAGUUACAGAAAUACUGGCAAAGAGCCUGCAGUUAGGAGCUGGGGCAGGAACAUGUGGGCUCCUCUUCGGCGCAACAGCUGGUGUCGUCCGUGGGACUACCCCAGUGCUCUUCUCCAUAGUGUCAGGCCUACAGUGGUUUGGCCUGGGAUCCGUAUAUUAUGGCACACGAAGCAUGGCCAUUGCAAGAUAUGGCCCUGGGCAUGAUGUUACGCCUUCACAAAAAGUGGGAGCCAGUGCCCUGGGUGGAGCCGUCUCGGGCAUGACUGUUGGAGGGAUAAUGCGCGGUACCCGGAAUAUCCUCCCUGCAGCUUUGGUGUUUUCGCUGCUCGGAGGUGGUGGUCAGUUCGCAGUCAACAAGUGGACCGGCUCAAGCGAUGCACCAACGGAGAAGAAGAGCGAUAAUUGGUUCGCCAAGUUCAGUCCGAUGAAGAGACUCAGCGAUCAGGAGUAUGAGGCCAUACUAGAGGAAAAACUGCUCAGGCUGGAGGCCGAAAUUGCAAUCAUUGACGAAGACAUUGCGGCGUUGAAAGCCCAAGAAAAGCAGAAGGGAAGUGAAUCUACGAGGCAAACACCAUCAACAAUGGCCCGGGAGAAGUCAUGA
Cryphonectria parasitica EP155 is the source of this 672-nucleotide messenger RNA. RefSeq lists its product as uncharacterized. The coding region runs from base 1 to 672 and encodes 223 amino acids. The transcript is spliced from 3 exons. Lineage: Eukaryota; Fungi; Ascomycota; Sordariomycetes; Diaporthales; Cryphonectriaceae. The record is from RefSeq and is a predicted model, not a curated record.